CAGCAGCAUCACAAAUACAUAUAUAUCCGCAGAUAUUGUGUGUGUGCGACUGGAUUUUGCUGUAUUUUUUAUUUAAGAAUGAAUUAUUAAUAAACAAUUAAUAAAUUAUUAUUAAAUAAAAAACAGUAUAAAACCCCGCCAAUCAAACAUACACACUAUUUAUAAUUAUUAUUUACGUUAAUAUGGAUCCAAAACACUACCAUGCUCAUGAACAGCAGCAGCAGCAACAACAGCAUUUGCUUGAGCAACAAAUGCAUUACCAACAUAUUCAGCAGCAGCAGCUCCAACAGCAACAGCUGCCCAUGCAGGCGGGAUUUGCGCCGCGUCGGCAAUUUGACAACAUGGGCAACUCACCAGCUGCCUUGGCGGCUGCUUCUUUGGCCAAUGGUGGUGUAGUUGGCUGCAGCGACUCGCUGAUGGGUAAGCCGUCAAUGAUGCAGCGACCAAAGAUGAAGAAGGAGAAACAGCUGCAGGCGCUCCAACAGCAGCAGCAGCAACAACAACAGCAACAGCAGCAUCAUCAUCCUCAACAUCUCCCUGAGCUGAGUGGUACGUUGGGCAGCACCGGCACUUUACCAGUUGACGACACGCUCAAGUUUGUUAACGAAACGGAUGCCAAUGGGCUGGCCAUGAAGACACCGGUCAGCAUGCUGCAGGAAAUGUUGAGUCGACUCGGCAUUACGCCGGGCUACGAGCUGGUACAGAUCGAGGGCGCUAUACAUGAGCCGACAUUCCGGUUUCGUGUGUCCUUCAAGGACAAAGAUACACCAUUUACCGCUAUGGGCGCUGGCCGCUCCAAGAAAGAGGCUAAGCAUGCGGCUGCCCAUGCCCUGAUUAACAAGCUGAUUGGCGUCCAGCUGGAAUCUCAGGGAAAUUCAGCAGCAGCAGCAGCCGCUGCAGCGGUUGUUGGCAACUCUCUGGCUGUGGGCAGCGGUGGCGAUGGCAAUGGCAGCAAUGCCAAUACUUCCGGCAGCGGCGACGCUGGCGACAAGAUUGUGGGCAAUCCCAUUGGUUUGCUGCAGGAGAAGUGCAUGCAACGUCGUUGGCCGCCGCCAUCGUAUGAAACGGAGACAGAGGUGGGACUGCCGCAUGAGCGACUAUUUACGAUUGCGUGCACCAUCCUGCAUUAUCGCGAGGUGGGCAAGGGCAAGAGCAAGAAGAUUGCCAAACGGCUGGCCGCCCAUAAGAUGUGGACACGCCUGGAGGAGACGCCCAUCGAUGCUAACCAAAUCAAUGACAGCAUCUGCAACGAACUGGAGGGUGAUCCCCGUAACAUCGAUAGUUAUUAUGGUGAUUUGAAAGAUAUCACUGUGCCAACACUGACCACACAACAUAGUAACAAAGUGUCGCAAUUCCACAAGACAUUGAAAAAUGCUACAGGCAAAAAACUGCUUAAAUUACAGAAGACAUGCCUGAAGAGCUCGAAACUUGACUACGUUAAACUGCUGUCGGAGAUUGCUAUGGAGAAUCAGUUCGAGGUUACCUACGUGGACAUUGAGGAGAGGACGUUUACCAGGCAGUUUCAGUGUCUGGUUCAAUUAUCCACGUUGCCGGUCGGCGUUUGCCUUGGCACAGGGACAACGCCUGCUGAGGCGCAGCGACAUGCAGCUCAGAAUGCCCUUGAGUAUUUGAAGAUUAUGACCAAAAAGUAGGCCAACCAACUAAUUUGCAAAAUCGGAACGCACAUCACGAAGACAGUCUUCGGAGGCUCACGGCAGCAAUUUUCAGCACUGUGUUUAAAAUAUAUAUUAUUUUCAUGUUUUGAUCUUCGUUAACACAUUGAAUUAGCAAAGACAUUAAAUACAUUAAGAAAA
Molecule: messenger RNA, 1814 nt
Organism: Drosophila grimshawi
Lineage: Eukaryota; Metazoa; Arthropoda; Insecta; Diptera; Drosophilidae
Gene: loqs
Product: interferon-inducible double-stranded RNA-dependent protein kinase activator A homolog
Exons: 5
Coding region: 183-1652 (489 amino acids)
Source: RefSeq, a predicted model, not a curated record